Molecule: messenger RNA, 10360 nt
Organism: Nomascus leucogenys (northern white-cheeked gibbon)
Lineage: Eukaryota; Metazoa; Chordata; Mammalia; Primates; Hylobatidae
Gene: HRNR
Product: hornerin
Exons: 4
Coding region: 697-9180 (2827 amino acids)
Biological process (GO): establishment of skin barrier
Cellular component (GO): cornified envelope; keratohyalin granule
Molecular function (GO): calcium ion binding; transition metal ion binding
Source: RefSeq, a predicted model, not a curated record
UUCCCUCAUAACAUGGAUGUCAUGGGGUUCUAAUUAUCCACAGGCAGGUUGCCUUCUUUACAACUGAGCUUUUCCUCUCUAUUGUGUAAUAAGGUCUGAGGGUCACUUCCUGCUUGGAGAAUGAGAACAGAAGCUGGAUCUAAUAGCAGUUACCCUUAGCUUCAUAUCACCUAGGCUUGUUGGCUUUGCUCACAUUGUCUACUUUCUCUGACCUAGAAGUCUUGAGAGUUCAGUUCAGCCACUGAUGCUCCUUAGUUGGAGUAAGGCAUGUCAUGUAGAUGAUGGACCUGUGCCCACAGUAUGCUUGGAACCUAGAGAGAAAGAGGAAGCAGAUGAAGUGGAACACUCAGGACUUCUACAGCUCCAGAACAAAGCUGAUAUUAUCCCUGGUAACGGCAGGAAGCCAAAAACAGAAAGUCAUUUUUCCUACAUUCAUUCAGGAAUGGAAAUAAGACCUACGGAUUAUGUUCCUAAUUUCAUCACUCUCUUGCUACAUGGCUUGAACAAGUCAUUCAACUCUGAAUUGGUUCUUGAUUACAACAGAAUGAAUUUAAUCAUGCCUGACUAAUUCUGAACAAUUAUUAUAAAUAAUUAGAACUAUUUAUGCGUUUAAACAAGAAAUAAGAAUAGUAAGGGAUUGGUCUCUCUUUUUCCUCCCUUUAGGUUACUCAAACUUGCAAAAAAAAAAAAAACAAAAUGCCUAAACUCCUACAAGGCAUCGUCACCGUCAUCGAUGUUUUCUACCAAUAUGCCACCCAGCAUGGGGAGUAUGAUAUGUUGAACAAGGCAGAGCUGAAAGAACUUCUGGAAAGGGAGUUUCAUCAAAUUCUGAAGAAUCCAAAUGAUCCAGAUACCGUGGAUAUCAUCUUGCAAAGUCUGGAUCAAGACCAUAACAAGAAAGUGGAUUUUACUGAGUAUCUUCUGAUGAUAUUCAAGCUGGUUCAGGCUCAUAAUAAAACCAUUGGCAAAGAUUACUGCCAAGCUUCAGGGUCAAAGCUGAGCGAUGGCAUUCACCAGCACCAAGAGGAACAAGAGGAAACUGAAAAAGAGGACGACAAACGGCAAGAAUCCUCUUUUAGUCAUUCAAGUUGGAGUGCAGGAGAGAAUGAUUCCUAUUCCAGGAACGUCAGAGAAAGUAUUAAACAUAGCACUGAAUCCAUAUCCAGAAGACUGAGUUUUCAAAGAGACUUUUCUGGCCAACAUAACUCCUGCUCAGGUCAGUCUUCCAGCUAUGGUGAGCAAAACUCCAGCUCCCAUCAGACUUCGGACCGCGGCCAACAUGGGUCUGGGACAGGGCAGUCUCCCAGCUAUGGCCGACAUGGGUCCGGCUCCGGAAGGUCUUCCAACAGUGGCCCACAUGGGUCUGGCUCAGGUCAGUCCUCUGGCUUUGGUCAACACGAGUCUAGCUCAGGGCAGUCCUCUGGGUACAGUCAGCAUGGAUCUGGCUCAGGUCACUCCUCCGGCUACGGACAACACGGCUCUAGGUCAGGACAGUCAUCUAGGGGCGAACAACAUGGAUCUAGCUCAGGUUCGUCUUCCAGCUAUGGUCAGCAUGGGUCUGGCUCCCAUCAGUCUUCGGGUCACGGUCAACAAGGGUCUGGAUCUGGCCAGUCCCCUAGCCACGGCCAACAUGGGUCCGGUUCGGGGCACUCCAGCCAUGGCCAACCCAGGUCCGGCUCAAGUUGUUCUUCCAGCCGUGGCCAUUAUGAGUCUGGCUCAGGCCAGGCUUCUGGCUUUGGGCAACACGAGUCUGGCUCAGGACAGUCCUCUGGCUAUAGUCAGCAUGGUUCUAGCUCAGGUCACUCCUCUAGCCAGGGACGACAUGGAUCUACGUCAGGGCAAUCAUCAAGCUCCGGCCAACAUGGCUCUAGCUCAGGUCAAUCUUCCCACUAUGGUCAUCAUGAGUCUGGCUCCCAUCAGUCUUUGGGCCGCAGCCGACACACGUCUGGAUCUUGCCAGUCUCCAGGCCAUGGCCAGCAUGGGUCUGGGUCAGGCUCAAGAAAGUCUUCUAGCAGUAGCUUACAUGGGUCUGGAUCAGGCCAGUCUUCUGGCUUUGGUCAACACGAGUCUGGCUCAGGGCAGUCCUCUGGUUACGGUCAGCAUGGAUCUGGCUCAGGUCACUCCUCCGGCUAUGGACAACACAGCUCUAGGUCAGGACAGUCAUCUAGGGGCGAACGACACGGAUCUAGCUCAGGUUCGUCUUCCAGCUAUGGUCAGCAUGGGUCUGGCUCCCGUCAGUCUUCGGGCCAUGACCAACAAGGGUCUGGAUCUGGCCAGUCUCCUAGCCCUAGCCGUGGCCGACGUGGGUCUGGUUCCAGGCAGUCUUCUAGCUAUGGCCCACAUGGGUCUGGCUCAGGGUGGUCUUCCAGCCGUGGCCCAUAUAAGUCUGGCUUAGGUCACUCUUCUGGCUUAGGUGAACAACAGUCUCGCUCAGGACAGUCCUCUGGCUACGGUCAACAUGGAUCUAGCUCGGGUCAUUCCUCUACCCAUGGGCAACAUGGUUCUACAUCAGGACAGUCAUCGAGCUGUAGCCAACAUGGAGCUACCUCAGGUCAGUCUUCCAGCCAUGGUCAGCAUGGCUCUGGCUCAAGUCAGUCUUCUGGCUAUGGCCGACAGGGCUCUGGAUCAGGUCAUUCUCCUAGUCGUGGCCAACACGGGUCUGGUUCCGGGCACUCUUCCAGCUAUGGCCAACAUGGAUCUGGCUCCGUUUGGUCUUCCAGAAAUGGCCCACAUGGGUCUGGCUCAGGCCAGUCUUCUGGCUUUGGUCAACACGAGUCUAGCUCAGGGCAUUCCACUGGUUACAGUCAGCACGGAUCUGGCUCAGGUCACUCCUCUGGCUAUGGACAACACAGCUCUAGGUCAGGACAGUCAUCUAGGGGCGAACAACAUGGAUCUAGCUCAGGUUCGUCUUCCAGCUAUGGUCAGCAUGGGUCUGGCUCCCAUCAGUCUUCGGGUCAUGGCCGACAAGGGUCUAGAUCUGGCCAGUCCCCUAGCCACGGCCGACAUGGGUCCGGUUCGGGGCACUCCUCCAGCCAUGGCCAACACGGGUCCGGCUCAAGUUGUUCUUCCAGCCGUGGCCAUUAUGAGUCUGGCUCAGGCCAGGCUUCUGGCUUUGGGCAACAUGAGUCUGGCUCAGGCCAGUCCUCUGGCUAUAGUCAGCAUGGUUCUAGCUCAGGUCAAUCCUCUAGCCAGGGACGACAUGGAUCUACAUCAGGGCAGUCAUCAAGCUCCGGCCAACAUGGCUCUAGCUCAGGUCAAUCUUCCAGCUGUGGUCAGCAUGAGUCUGGCUCCCAUCAGUCUUUGGGUCGCGGCCGACACGGGUCUGGAUCUGGCCAGUCACCAGGCCGCGGCCAGCGUGGGUCUGGGUCAGGGCAGUCUCCCAGCUACGGCCAACAUGGGUCUGGCUCCGGAAGGUCUUCCAGCAGCGGCCCACAUGGGUCUGGCUCAGGCCAGUCUUCUGGCUUUGGUCAACAUGAGUCUAGCUCCGGGCAGUCCUCUGGUUACAGUCAGCAUGAAUCUGGCUCAGGUCACUCCUCUGGCUAUGGACAACACGGCUCUAGGUCAGGACCAUCAUCUAGGGGUGAACGACACGGAUCGAGCUCAGGUUCGUCUUCCAGCUAUGGUCAGCAUGGGUCUGGCUCCCAUCAGUCUUCGAGCCAUGACCGACAAGGGUCUGGAUCUGGCCAGUCUCCUAGCCCUAGCCGUGGCCGACAUGGGUCUGGUUCCGGGCAGUCUUCCAGCUAUGGCCCACGUGGGUCUGGCUCAGGGCAGUCUUCCAGCCGUGGCCCAUAUGAGUCUGGUUCAGGUCACUCUUCUGGCUUAGGUCAAGAGUCUCGCUCAGGACAGUCCUCUGGCUACAGUCAACACGGAUCUAGCUCAGGUCACUCCUCUACCCAUGGGCAACAUGGUUCUACAUCAGGACAGUCAUCGAGCUGUGGCCAACAUGGAGCUAGCUCAGGGCAGUCUUCCAGCCACGGUCAGCAUGGCUCUGGCUCAAGUCAGUCUUCUGGCUAUGGCCGACAGGGCUCUGGAUCGGGUCACUCUCCUAGUCGCGGUCGACAUGGGUCCAGUUCUGGGCACUCUUCCAGCUAUGGCCAACAUGGGUAUGGCUCUGGUUGGUCUUCCAGAAAUGGCCCACAUGGGUCUGGCUCAGGCCAGUCUUCUGGCUUUGGUCAACACGAGUCUAGCUCGGGGCAGUCUUCUGGUUACAGUCAGCAUGGAUCUAGCUCAGGUCACUCCUCCGGCUAUGGACAACACGGCUCUAGGUCAGGACAGUCAUCUAGGGGUAAACAACACAGAUCUAGCUCAGGUUCCUCUUCCAGCUAUGAUCAGCAUGGGUCUGGCUCCCGUCAGUCUUCGGGCCACAGCCAACAAGGGUCUGGAUCUGGCCAGUCUCCUAGCCCUAGCCGUGGCCGACAUGGGUCUAGUUCCCGGCAGUCUUCCAGCUAUGGCCCACGUGGGUCUGGCUCAGGGCAGUCUUCCAGCCGUGGCCCAUAUGAGUCUGGUUCAGGUCACUCUUCUGGCUUAGGUCAACAAGAGUCUCACUCAGGAGAGUCCUCUGGCUACAGUCAACACGGAUCUAGCUCGGGUCAUUCCUCUACCCAUGGGCAACAUGGUUCUACAUCAGGACAGUCAUCGAGCUGUGGCCAACAUGGAGCUAGUUCAGGUCAGUCUUCCAGCCAUGGUCAGCAUGGCUCUGGCUCAAGUCAGUCUUCUGGCUAUGGCCGACAGGGCUCUGGAUCGGGUCACUCUCCUAGUCGCAGUCGACAUGGGUCCGGUUCUGGGCACUCUUCCAGCUACGGUCAACAUGGGUCUGGCACCGGUUGGUCUUCCAGAAAUGGCCCACAUGGGUCUGGCUCAGGCCAGUCUUCUGGCUUUGGUCAACACGAGUCUAGCUCAGGGCAGUCCUCUGGUUACAGUCAGCAUGGAUCUGGCUCAGGUCACUCCUCCAGCUAUGGACAACAUGGCUCUAGGUCAGGACAGUCAUCUAGGGGCGAACAACAUGGAUCUAGCUCAGGUUCGUCUUCCAGCUAUGGUCAGCAUGGGUCUGGCUCCCAUCAGUCUUCGGGUCACGGCCGACAAGGGUCUGGAUCUGGCCAGUCCCCUAGCCACGGCCGACAUGGGUCCGGUUCGGGGCACUCCUCCAGCCAUGGCCAACACGGGUCCGGCUCAAGUUGUUCUUCCAGCCGUGGCCAUUAUGAGUCUGGCUCAGGCCAGGCUUCUGGCUUUGGGCAACAUGAGUCUGGCUCAGGCCAGUCCUCUGGCUAUAGUCAGCAUGGUUCUAGCUCAGGUCACUCCUCUAGCCAGGGACGACAUGGAUCUACAUCAGGGCAGUCAUCAAGCUCCGGCCAACAUGGCUCUAGCUCAGGUCAAUCUUCCAGCUGUGGUCAGCAUGAGUCUGGCUCCCAUCAGUCUUUGGGCCGCGGCCGACACGGGUCUGGAUCUGGCCAGUCACCAGGCCACGGCCAGCAUGGGUCUGGGUCAGGGCAGUCUCCCAGCUACGGCCAACAUGGGUCUGGCUCCGGAAGGUCUUCCAGCAGCGGCCCACAUGGGUCUGGCUCAGGCCAGUCUUCUGGCUUUGGCCAACAUGAGUCUAGCUCCGGGCAGUCCUCUGGUUACAGUCAGCAUGAAUCUGGCUCAGGUCACUCCUCCGGCUAUGGACAACACAGCUCUAGGUCAGGAUCAUCAUCUAGGGGUGAACGACACGGAUCGAGCUCAGGUUCGUCUUCCAGCUAUGGUCAGCAUGGGUCUGGCUCCCAUCAGUCUUCGGGCCAUGACCGACAAGGGUCUGGAUCUGGCCAGUCUCCUAGCCCUAGCCGUGGCCGACAUGGGUCUGGUUCCGGGCAGUCUUCCAGCUAUGGCCCACGUGGGUCUGGCUCAGGGCAGUCUUCCAGCCGUGGCCCAUAUGAGUCUGGUUCAGGUCACUCUUCUGGCUUAGGUCAACAAGAGUCUCACUCAGGAGAGUCCUCUGGCUACAGUCAACACGGAUCUAGCUCGGGUCAUUCCUCUACCCAUGGGCAACAUGGUUCUACAUCAGGACAGUCAUCGAGCUGUGGCCAACAUGGAGCUAGUUCAGGUCAGUCUUCCAGCCACGGUCAGCAUGGCUCUGGCUCAAGUCAGUCUUCUGGCUAUGGCCGACAGGGCUCUGGAUCGGGUCACUCUCCUAGUCGCAGUCGACAUGGGUCCGGUUCUGGGCACUCUUCCAGCUACGGCCAACAUGGGUCUGGCACCAGUUGGUCUUCCAGAAAUGGCCCACAUGGGUCUGGCUCAGGCCAGUCUUCUGGCUUUGGUCAACACGAGUCUAGCUCAGGGCAGUCCUCUGGUUACAGUCAGCAUGGAUCUGGCUCAGGUCACUCCUCCAGCUAUGGACAACAUGGCUCUAGCUCAGGACAGUCAUCUAGGGGCGAACGACACAGAUCUAGCUCAGGUUCAUCUUCCAGCUAUGGUCAGCAUGGGUCUGGCUCCCAUCAGUCUUCGGGUCACGGCCAACAAGGGUCUGGAUCUGGCCUGUCCCCUAGCCGCGGCCGACAUGGGUCUGGUUCAGUGCACUCCUCCAGCCAUGGCCAGUACGGGUCUGGCUCAAAUUGUUCUUCCAGCUGUGGCCAUUAUGAGUCUGGCUCAGGCCAGGCUUCUGGCUUUGGGCAACACGAGUCUGGCUCAGGACAGUCCUCUGGCUAUAGUCAGCAUGGUUCUAGCUCAGGUCACUCCUCCAGCCAGGGACGACAUGGAUCUACGUCAGGGCAAUCAUCAAGCUCCGGCCAACAUGGCUCUAGCUCAGGUCAAUCGUCUCGCUAUGGUCAUCAUGAGUCUGGCUCCCAUCAGUCUUUGGGCCGCAGCCGACACACGUCUGGAUCUUGCCAGUCUCCAGGCCAUGGCCAGCAUGGGUCUGGGUCAGGCUCAAGAAAGUCUUCUAGCAGUAGCUUACAUGGGUCUGGCUCAGGCCAGUCUUCUGGCUUUGGUCAACACGAGUCUAGCUCAGGGCAUUCCACUGGUUACAGUCAGCACGGAUCUGGCUCAGGUCACUCCUCCGGCUACGGACAACACGGCUCUAGGUCAGGACAGUCAUCUAGGGGCGAACAACAUGGAUCUAGCUCAGGUUCAUCUUCCAGCUAUGGUCAGCAUGGGUCUGGCUCCCAUCAGUCUUCGGGUCACGGCCGACAAGGGUCUGGAUCUGGCCAGUCCCCUAGCCAUGGCCGACAUGGGUCCGGUUCGGGGCACUCCUCCAGCCAUGGCCAACACGGGUCCAGCUCAAGUUGUUCUUCCAGCCGUGGCCAUUAUGAGUCUGGCUCAGGCCAGUCUUCCGGCUUUGGUCAACAUGAGUCUAGCUCAGAGCAGUCCUCUGGUUACAGUCAGCAUGGAUCUGGCUCAGGUCACUCCUCCGGCUACGGACAACACGGCUCUAGGUCAGGACAGUCAUCUAGGGGCAAACAACACAGAUCUAGCUCAGGUUCAUCUUCCUUCUAUGAUCAGCAUGGGUCAGGCUCCCGUCAGUCUUCGGGCCACAGCCAACAAGGGUCUGGAUCUGGCCAGUCUCCUAGCCGGGGCCGACAUGGGUCCGGUUCGGGGUACUCCUCCAGCCACGGCCAACAUGGGUCUGGCUCCAGUUGGUCUUCCAGCAGUGGCCCACAUGGGUCUGGCUCAGGCCAGUCUUCUGGCUUUGGUCAACACGAGUCUAGCUCAGGGCAGUCCUCUGGUUACAGUCAGCAUGAAUCUGGCUCAGUUCACUCCUCCGGCUAUGGACAACACAGCUCUAGGUCAGGACAGUCAUCUAGGGGCGAACGACACGGAUCUAGCUCAGGUUCAUCUUCCAGCUAUGGUCAACAUGGGUCUGGCUCCCGUCAGUCUUCGGGCCAUGACCGACAAGGGUCUGGAUCUGGCCAGUCUCCUAGCCCUAGCCAUGGCCGACGUGGGUCUGGUUCCGGGCAGUCUUCUAGCUAUGGCCCACAUGGGUCAGGCUCAGGGCGGUCUUCCAGCCGUGGCCCAUAUAAGUCUGGCUCAGGUCACUCUUCUGGCUUAGGUCAACAAGAGUCUCGCUCAGGACAGUCCUCUGGCUACAGUCAACACGGAUCUAGCUCGGGUCGUUCCACUACCCAUGGGCAACAUGGUUCUACAUCAGGACAGUCAUCGAGCUGUGGCCAACAUAGAGCUAGCUCAGGUCAGUCUUCCAGCCACGGUCAGCAUGGCUCUGGCUCAAGUCAGACUUCUGGCUAUGGCCGACAGGGCUCUGGAUCUGGCCAGUCUCCUAGUCGUGGCCGACAUGGGUCCAGUUCCAGGCACUCUUCCAGCUAUGGCCAACAUGGGUCUGGCUCCGUUUGGUCUUCCAGCCAUGGCCCAUAUGAGUCUGGCUCAGGUCACUCUUCUGGCUUAGGUCAACAAGAGUCUCACUCAGGACAGUCCUCUGGCUAUGGAUCUAGCUCGGGUCACUCCUCUACCCAUGGGCAACAUGGUUCUACAUCAGGACAGUCAUCAAGCUGUGGCCAACAUGGAGCUAGCUCAGGUCAGUCUUCCAGCCACGGUCAGUAUGGCUCUGGCUCAAGUCAGUCUUCUGGCUAUGGCCGACAGGGCUCUGUAUCUGGCCAGUCUCCUAGUCCCAGCCGACAUGGGUCUGGUUCCAGGCACUCUUCCAGCUAUGGCCAACAUGGGUCUGGCUCUGGUCGUUCUUCCAGCCGUGGCCCAUAUGAGUCUGGCUUGGGUCACUCUUCUGUCUUUGGUCAACAUGAGUCUGGCUCAGGACAUUCCUCUGCUUAUAGUCAGCAUGGAAGUGGCUCAGGGCACUUCUCUAGUCAUGGACAGCAUGGUUCUACAUCAGGACAGUCAUCAACCUUUGGCCAGGGGGGAUCUAGCACAGGCCAGUCUUCCAGCUAUGGCCACCGUGGCUCUGGCUCCAGUCAGUCUUCCGGCUAUGGCCGACAUGGGGCUGGAUCUGGCCAGUCUCCUAGCCACGGCCGAGAUGGGUCUGAUUUAGGGCAGUCUUCCAGCUAUGGCCUACAUGGGUCUGGCUCAGGACAGUCCUCUGGUUAUAGUCAGCAUGGAAGUGGCUCAGGGCAAGAUGGGUAUUCUUAUUGCAAAGGAGGAAGUAACCGUGAAGGGGGAAGUUCUGGCUCAAAUUUUCUCAGUUUUCCUAGUAGCACUUCACCCUAUGAAUAUGUCCAAGAGCAGAGGCGCUACUUUUAUCAGUGAAUAAUAAAUAUAAAUGCAAUUUACUCAAGUAGCAAUUUAAGAAAUAGGAAAGUCAUCUAUGAAUUCAUCAUGAAAGACAAGCAAUCCAUCAUGAAAUUGUUUCUAAAAGUCAAUCAAUGCAUUUCUGUCUCUUUCUUUAGAGCCUAUAACUGUAGCAUAUAUCUUGUUAUGGGGUUCCUUCCAAAGACUGUUAGGCAUUUGGGCUACUUUGUUAGAAAAUACUGAGUGGAAUAACUUGUUAGAAUGAGGGUUAAACUUUGAGGAAUAAUGAAAAGCUUUUAAAGAGCUUUGGGUUUAGUUGGAGUUGUCUUUUUGAGAGCUCAUCAUUCAAUUAUAGAUGGUGCCAAAGCUAACCUUACAUUUCUUAAAAGCAAAAUAUUACAAAUGCAUUACCAGUCCUAGAUACAAAGCUUUGUUUUACAGCAAUUAGUGUACCCUGAUUUUUAGUGUGUCCCAUGUUUGGUGUGUCCCGAUUUUUGGUAUUGUGGCAGAAGGUGAAGGCUCUGAAAGCAAAGAUGCAGCAGCGGUAGUGUCUUUACUUAUCAAAACCAUCAAGUCCCUUUUCUUGGGUAUAUCUUUAAUUAGUAAGCUAAUUAGUGGCAUAAAAAGUAGCAUCAGGGUCUUUUCCCAAACCAGUGAGCAAGAGCAUUAUUUCAUAAAGAACAGGGAUUUAUCAUUUCAGGAAAAAAAAAAACAUUCAAAUGUGGGCUUUAGCUUGUUUUCAGCAAGAAAGAUCUUGCUCCCUAUUUCUAAGAGGCUGCUCAAUAUUGGGAAACAUAUUGAGGAGUUAUUCCAUGGAAAUACAAUGCUUUCCACCUACUACUGUAGUUCAAUAACCUUUCCACCUAAAAAAAUAUCAUCCAUGCCCAGAUGAAAAGGAAGAGUAUCUGUCACUGCUAUAUAGUUCCUUAAUUUGACUGUAACAUAUUUGUUUCAAGUUUUUGGAUUCAAACAACUGGAUUGCAUUAAAAUUGACAAUAAACAAAUGUUGAUUAAAUACUAAGAUUUUUCUCAUCUGUGCUUCAUUUCACUUCUUACAUACAGAUGGUCAUCCUAGAAACCAACCCAAACAGCUAUUUCCCAAUAUUCUAUUUUUCACAAUGAAGAAUAGAUAAAGCAUUCUUAAAACUCAAUAAGACAAACUACUUCAUUUUAAAAUGAGCAAAAUUCCAUCACACUG